This is a messenger RNA of Coregonus clupeaformis (lake whitefish), 1932 nucleotides long. RefSeq names its product prokineticin receptor 2. The record is from RefSeq and is a predicted model, not a curated record. Bases 523 to 1668 code for a protein of 381 amino acids. Gene Ontology annotation, cellular component: membrane. Gene Ontology annotation, biological process: neuropeptide signaling pathway. The transcript is spliced from 2 exons. Gene Ontology annotation, molecular function: neuropeptide receptor activity. Lineage: Eukaryota; Metazoa; Chordata; Actinopteri; Salmoniformes; Salmonidae.
CCUCAUGCUUUAAAACUCAAGGAAAUUAAGGAACAAACGAUUAUGUGGUCUUUAAAAUGUCAGUCCAUCCAAAUUUGGUUUCCUCAACAUCUGGGAAAUGUUAUGUUGCACGUCCUCAUGUUCUCCCUCCCAACGGAUGUAUUAUAUCACUGAUGUUAAAAUACUGUGCCACGUAAAAUGUUGUGCCACUAUGUCAUUGUAAGAUCUCUAUGCUAAACCUUCUACACACAUUCAAAGGGGGACAGUGAAUGGAAACGGUAUUAAAAUCCAAACCAUGGCAUAAUUUCCGUCCUACUUUUUACUGCAAAGUUAGAAGAGUCAUAAUGUGUAAAUUAUGGAUGUAGUUAUCAUUUUAGCAUAUAGGGCAUAUCUCCUGGGAAACAUAAAUUACCCUAAAGGUUUAGUUGGUGUUUAUGAUUGAAUUGUUGUAAUUUUACAGGCAUUUUCCCCUUUUAAUUCAACCAAAAUAACAUUGUUGUGAUUUGCCUUGCAGUUAACCUCGGUUGAAUAUGUUAAUCCAACAUGGGUGAAUGUCACAAUAACAGCAGUUUCGCCAUGAUGCAAGACCUGCCAGAGAACUGUCCUGACUCUUUCAAUGCCAGCUACGAACUGGACUAUGGAGUUCCACUGGAGGAGAUACCCGACACAACGCAGGGCCGUGCGUUUUUUGUGGCCACCAUUGUCAUAGCCAUGGUCCUGGUCUGUAUCAUAUUAGUUUGUGGCAUUGGCAACUGUCUGUUCAUUGCCUCUCUGGCACGCUACAAAAAACUCCGUAACCUCACCAAUCUCCUCAUUGCUAACUUGGCCCUGUCGGAUAUUCUGGUGGCUGUCGUGUGCUGUCCGUUUCUGUUGGAUUACUAUGUGGUCAAGCAGCUGUCAUGGGACCACGGGCUUGUGCUGUGCGCCUCAAUCAACUAUUUACGCACGGUGUCCCUGUAUGUGUCCACCAACGCGCUGCUGGCAAUCGCAGUGGACAGGUACAUGGCCAUCGUCCACCCUAUGAAGCCUCGCAUGAAUUACCAGACAGCCUACAGCCUGAUUCUGGGCGUGUGGAUUGUACCCUUAGUCAUCUCCAUCCCCUCUGCCUACUUUGCCUCCGAGACCACAUACCCGCACAUCUCCAGUCAGAGCCACAAGACCUUCUGCGCCCAGAUCUGGCCUGUGGACCACCAGCUCUACUACCGCUCCUACUUCCUCUUCAUCUUCGCCCUGGAGUUCGCCGGGCCCGUGGCUGUCAUGGCCCUGUGCUACGCCAGGAUCUUGCGGGAGCUGUGGUUCAAGAGCGUGCCUGGCUUCCAGACAGAGCAGAUCCGGAAGCGGCUGCACAGGCGGCGGAGGACGGUGGUGGUGCUGAUUCUGGUGCUGACUGCCUACGUGCUCUGCUGGGCGCCGUACUACGGCUUCACACUGGUGCGGGACUUCCACCCCACCCUGAUCUCCAGGGACAGGAACUCCCUGGUGGCCUUCUACAUUAUCGAGUGCAUCGCCAUGAGCAACGGGGUCAUCAACACGCUGUGUUUCGUGAACGUCCGCAACAACGCCAAGUGCAUGCGGACGGUGACCAGGCUGCGCUGGAAGUCUAUCAAAUGUGCAGCAGGAAAGACGGCGGAUGAGCACACCUCGUCUUUACGCGUGACAGAGGAUGUAGAGUGCACACGCCUGAGAUAGAGGCCUGAUCCUGAGAUGACCGUCUCUGUGGAAAGGCUUGGAUAGAAUCAGUAGUAGACCAAGUGGAUUCAGGCAUGUUGCACACUUUUACUGUUCUUUAAGAUCCAAAAGGGUGAGAUAUAAGAUUGAGUCAAGGGAACGGUUUGGCAUUGGACAAGAGGUCCAGACUGUUGACACAGAGUAGGGCUGCACGAUAAAGGCAAAAAAUCAAAUUGCGAUUUCUUAACCAAAUAUUGCGAUUGCAAUUUGACAUACAGUACAUUU